CGUGAUAGAAGCAGGAAGUUAACGGAAAAGGUCAUAUGGGAAACGACGACAGGAUCUCCUGAAAGAGAUGAGCUUACACAUGUCAAAAAUUGACAUUUAUCCCAAGGAUUUGAGCAGCACUAUCCGAAUACCCAGUAUUUGAUCUUAUGUGAAAUUAAAGCAAAGUGACAGCAGUUGUAACGAACACAAAGGUAAAUUGCAUUGAUAGCAAUUAGGGGGCCAGUUUGCAAAUAAAGAAGAAAAAAAGGAACUGAAGAUGUUUGAAAAUUUCAGAGAAAGGUUGCAGACGGCGCAUCAAGACUUUACGACUGGGUUUAAGACGCUGAGUGACAAAUCGAAGGAGGCCAAAAUAAAGAAGAAUCAGAGGAGGGAAGACAAUCUUCCACAUUUUUCAGCUGGAGUAGAACUACUGAGCCGGUAUGAGGACACUUGGGUGACUCUCCACAAAAAAACCAAAGAAUGUGCGAAAGCAGCAGAGGCAGCUGACGGGGAGGUGGUCAUGCUGUCCGCCCAUUGGGAGAGGAGACGGGCAGCACUGGUGGAGCUACAGGAACAGCUACAGCAGGUCCCUGCCUUCCUCACUGAUCUGGAGUCCAUGACAUCACGCAUUGCACACCUGGAGGGUGACUUUGAGGAGAUGGAGAGCCGUAUGCUGGUCCUGGAGGACCUGUGCAGCCAGUGUGAGCAGCAGCGCGUCAAACACUACCAGAUGCUGCAGCUGGAGAACUAUAAGAAGAAGAAGAGGAAAGAGCUGGAGUCCCUCAAAGCGGAGCUGGACGCUGAGCAUGCCCAGAAGGUUCUGGAGAUGGAGCACGCUCAACAGGCCAAGCUGAAGGAGAGGCAGAAGUUUUUUGAAGAGGCUUUCCAGCAGGACAUGGAGCAGUACCUCUCCACAGGCUACCUGCAAAUUGGGGAAAGGAGAGAGCCUAUAGGAAGCAUGUCAUCCAUGGAGGUGAAUGUUGACAUGCUGGAGCAGAUGGAUCUAAUGGACGUGUCAGACCAGGAGGCCCUGGACGUCUUCCUGAACUCCGGAGAGGACAACAGCGCAGCUUCACCAGUGACGGGUUCGGCUCAGGACUCGUCGCCCUCGGAGAUCACACUGCAGGUGCCCACGCAGGCAGAGCUGAGGCACAAGCUCUCCUCCCUCUCCUCCUCCUGCACCGACUCGGCCAGCCAGGAGAGCAGCCCGGAGACCAGCGAGGAGGCCAGCGAAUCCCCCGUGGUGCAGUCUGACGAGGAGGAGGUGCAGGCGGACACCACCCUGGCGGCUCUGCCCGAGACCGAGCCGCUCAAGAACUCUGACGACAGCGACUCGCAGGCCACAUAGAACAGCCUGCGGCCGAGGACUGUAUGAACUGGGCCCGCGGGCUGAGAGCAACAAGCGGCCGCCAUUUUGUCUUGCCCCCCCCACCCGGUUUUUCUUGUACCACUUUAGUUACUACUCUCGCCAAAUAAACUUUUUUUUUUUCCUCAACGUUUGCCAUUCUGUGUACGACAGCAAUCAUUCGGUGGUGUGUAAGUCUUUGAUAAACGUGUGUGACAAAUGCAUAUUCUCAUUCAAUGCAGUAUGGCUUUUAUGAUUCACUUGAAUGUGUGCCCGACUUGUUUGUACAGAAAAGUGAAUGCAAAAUCACAGCUGAGCUUGGAUCAAUUUUCACAACAAAAUACUGUGAAAUCAGUGUUAUUGAAUCUGUUCUCGAGAACAGUGCAGCCAGAAGAUUCAACUACAGUGUUCCUGGCUAUUUGAUCAAUGGACACGAUAGUCUAAGAGAUGUAGGCAUUAAUUUACUACUUUCCCAGAACAUACAAUAUAAAUGCACUGCUAUACUGCAGGUCCAAGGUGAACUUUGCUUGUGUUCCUUGCUGCAUCGGAUAUCCAUUCAAUAUAAUGGUAUUUACAUUUUUGUAGAUUUAUUUUGUAGAGUACUGGUACCAGUACUCAAUGUCAAAAAUGAAGCUUACUUUUUGUUUGCUGCACUUGUCAAUAAAGCACUAUCUGCUUUCAGA
This is a messenger RNA of Conger conger (European conger), 2007 nucleotides long. It is a transcript of the gene dtnbp1a, whose product is annotated as dystrobrevin binding protein 1a. Gene Ontology annotation, cellular component: synaptic vesicle membrane; BLOC-1 complex; plasma membrane. The transcript is spliced from 10 exons. Bases 257 to 1327 code for a protein of 356 amino acids. The record is from RefSeq and is a predicted model, not a curated record. NCBI's taxonomy places the organism in Eukaryota, Metazoa, Chordata, Actinopteri, Anguilliformes, Congridae. Gene Ontology annotation, biological process: anterograde synaptic vesicle transport; neuron projection development; regulation of synaptic vesicle exocytosis.